CAACUAAAUGGGAGUAACUAAGGAAAUGGAGGGCGUUCCAAAAUGAAAUACAAUGCCUAGAGAUCAGCGGACAUGUCAAUUUCGACUUUUUGUCCGGGUUCGAAUGCAGGAAGACCUAAAAUAUGGACAAGACGCGCAUCUGAAUGCAUCACCGAGGUAGCAACUACCACAGCUGGAUGUGGCACCUUUGGCCUGGGCUUCCUGGACAUUCGUGAAGGUCUUUGGAAGGUCUGCCGAAGUGUCUAUGUUAACCUGUGACUCCUGUGCAAGCUGCUCCCUCAAACCACAGCUGCAGUCAGCGCAUGCUCGUCUCUUCUUGGUCGUCGGACAACUUAGCGGGGUGGCUGGAGCAGCUUUAUCUUCCUCCGUGAGUAAACUGGCAGGGUCAAUCGGUGGCGCCGUCGAGAAAUUCCAAAGAUUCUUCUUCGCCGAUUUCGGUUUGCGGGUGAUAUUGACUGCAGCCGUUGGUGCAAAGGAAGGCUUUGAAGCAGUGAGAGUAUCUGAAGCGAGUUCACUGUUUGAGAAUCCCGUGAGAAUCAGUUGUGAUUGUAUAGAGGAUUUCUCAUUGUCUGUAAUGUUGUGAAUGUGCAGUCUCCCGUCACUAGACAGUGAUUUAAAAAGUGGGAGUAGCAAACUUUCCAAAUUGAUGACCUGGUAGUCCUCUGGGGUGAGCGAAAGGUGUACAGCUUUAUAUGCGUUAUCUUCUAAUAUGUAUCCACCCUCAAGUAUCCUAUCAUACAUGAGCUUAACAACGCUGCUAUCAUUUAAGGAAGUUAUUAAAUUCUGAUAGAUAUCCGUUCUUGCUGCGUUCAAACUGCCUACUAUCAGUGUCGACAUCGUGGUAGCUCUUCAACCGUGACAGUCAGCGUAUGAGCAGACCUGCAUUUUUAAAGCAGCGAAAAUUUACCGCCAAAGCGAAAUACAGCGAUACUAUUAGAGUAGCCACCUGGAAUACGCUCUCUCAGAGUUUAGUAAAGCGUGAUUUAUAUCCAGGAAGCAAUUGCCUUAAAUUAAAAGAUAGACUGCCGAGAUUGCUAGAGGAGUCAACAAAGUACUCCCCAGACGUUCUAUGUCUGCAAGAGGUCGACCAAUUAGACAAGCUCAAAAGCGCACUCGCACAGUACAACCAUGUAGACUGCUUUGGCAGGGAUGGAAACGACAACAUCAAGAAACAUGGUCUGGUUAUUUUCUAUAAAGAGAGCUUCCAAUUCGUCAAGAAGAAGACAGUGUCUUACGACAGCCACACUCUUUGGCCUCUCUCGAGAAAGACAAACAAUGUGGGUUUAGUGGUAGCUCUACGCACAAAUACAUCCAGAGGCUUCAUUGUCGCUACUUCACACUUAUUCUGGCACCCUGCAUUCGUUUACGAGCGGACACGCCAGACAUACAUUCUCUUAGAGCAAGCGGACCAACUGAGGAAGGAGCUUUCUGUCGAUUGGCCUAUCCUUCUCUGCGGCGAUCUCAACAGCGAACCGCAUGAGCUCGUUUACCAAGUACUAGUUGAUGGUUCGAUAGACGAGAAAGAACGUCAGAGGGUGGAAAUGUCCCGAGUUAGGCACUCUAGCGUCCUGGAUGGAUAUGCAGAUAAGCCACCAGAGCAAGGCGCGAACCUUCCUAUGACAAAUAGCAUUCCAAACGAGAAUUGCCCAACACCUGAACAACUCAUUGCAGCAUUCAAACAUCUCCCAAAGUUUGAAAGCGCGUACGACAACCUUAACGGUUCAGAAUUCUAUUCCGAGCGUGAUACCAGUCUGACAGGCAGGAGAGGCGCAAAUGAACCAAAAUUGACAAAUUACAUGCCAAAGUUUGGUAAUCUCACUUUAGAUUACAUCCUUUACGAAAGGAAGAGGGAUAUUCAAGUGGAGGCGACUCUAAACAUUCCUUCUUGUGACAGUCUUGCACCUGGACUACCGAAGUUGGACGUCACGGCGUCUGACCAUCUGAUCCUAGCUGCAGAUUUAAAAAUCUGAAAAUUUAUUCAAUUUUCCACCUGACUGAGUUUUAGCUUGUGCCUGAUUUUCUCGAAAGAGGAGGACCUUUUUGCGGAGAACGCAUUUCAGUUCAUUUCCAUCAAAAAAUUAAUAAAUAAAAUAAACAAUGCCAUGCUGUACGCUAUUCAUGUCGUCUACUAGCACGACAAAACUCGUAGGCAGUUGCUAUCAGUCUGGGAGUACACCGAAUGCGAGCGCGUUGUCGAAACUGAUAUACCACGUACAUGCGAAUAAGAAGAAAAGGGAAUCUGUCGGCUCACAUCUACUACGUCAAACACGUCAAUCAAGUCGCGUUUUUCAUGAUCCCCGGAAAAGAUGUCAGAUACUUACCACACUCAAUAUCAUUAAUCAGAUAACUUUACAAUCACCUCCAAAAGCUCCGCUUCUCCCC
This is a messenger RNA of Wallemia mellicola CBS 633.66, 2382 nucleotides long. RefSeq names its product Endonuclease/exonuclease/phosphatase. NCBI's taxonomy places the organism in Eukaryota, Fungi, Basidiomycota, Wallemiomycetes, Wallemiales, Wallemiaceae. The record is from RefSeq and is a predicted model, not a curated record. Bases 870 to 1970 code for a protein of 366 amino acids. The transcript is spliced from 4 exons. Gene Ontology annotation, molecular function: poly(A)-specific ribonuclease activity.